CCCCACGCUACAGUCCUUGCUCUCCUCCCAACCCAUCUGUCUACCACCGCCGACCACCGACUUUCCGCCGUGAAUCCUGAGUAGUACACGGCGAACAGACUGAUGGCACUUCACCCGCCGUACGAUCCGUACUAUAUCCAGCAACCGGAGUACGUGUUCGCCAAGGACACCGAGAACACGAUCAACACACUCUUCGUAGCGGGCUUACCGGACGAUGUCAAAGCCCGUGAGAUUCACAAUCUAUUUUGCCGCCGUCCAGGCUUCGACUAUUGCCAGCUCAAGUACACCGGUCGCGGCAAUCAGGUUGUUGCAUUUGCUAUCUUUGUAAAUCAUCAAUCAGCAAUGGCAGCUAUGCAUGCAUUAAAUGGUGUAACAUUUGACCCUCAAACUGGAUCCACUUUGCAUAUUGAAUUGGCCAGAUCAAACUCAACAAGAUUACGUAAACCGGGAGAUGGAGCUUAUGUUGUUAUUGAUAGAAGGACUAAAGCUUCUACCGAUGCCCACAAUACAUCAAGUGAUGAUGGAGAAAAUGAAACUGAUGAUCCCUCGGGCCCAAAUGUCACUGAUUCUGUCAACAAGGAUGAUUCAGAGAUCGCAAAAAGUGGCGAGGCAGUGAUUCAUACUGACAGUGCUGUCGCUGCGGAAAAUGAUCAGACAGAAAAGACAGACAUUGAAGGUGCUCAACAUUGUUCUACUUUAUUUAUUGCAAAUCUAGGUCCGAGUUGCACUGAAGAUGAACUGAAGCAAGUUCUUUCCCAAUACCCUGGAUUUAAUGCACUCAAGGUGCGUGCUAGAAGUGGAAUGCCGGUAGCAUUUGCUGACUUUGAGGAGGUUGAACAGGCAAACGAGGCCAAGAAUGCACUUCAGGGAAGCUCGUUGCCAUCAUCAGACCGGGGUGGCAUGCACAUAGAGUAUGCAAGGUCUAAAAUGAGGAAACCCUAGAAGAAAUCUGGGGCAAAGUGGCAGGACCGAAGACCUUUCGGCAAUUCCUUAUUUCAACUGAAUCCAUCUC
This is a messenger RNA of Ilex paraguariensis (yerba mate), 1012 nucleotides long. NCBI's taxonomy places the organism in Eukaryota, Viridiplantae, Streptophyta, Magnoliopsida, Aquifoliales, Aquifoliaceae. The record is from the annotation of a GenBank genome assembly.